Messenger RNA from Vigna umbellata (rice bean), 1232 nucleotides. RefSeq names its product transcription factor bHLH61-like. Gene Ontology annotation, molecular function: protein dimerization activity; sequence-specific DNA binding; DNA-binding transcription factor activity. Gene Ontology annotation, biological process: regulation of DNA-templated transcription. Gene Ontology annotation, cellular component: nucleus. The record is from RefSeq and is a predicted model, not a curated record. NCBI's taxonomy places the organism in Eukaryota, Viridiplantae, Streptophyta, Magnoliopsida, Fabales, Fabaceae.
AAAACAUUAUUAGUUGGUGAGGUCACAGGGUGAGAGAGUGAGAAAGAAGAGAGAUGGAGCUUUCUCAGCUUGGUUUCUUAGAAGAAUUGGUAGCUCCAAGAAGAGAGACAUGGAAUGCUUUGUCCAGUGGGUUCUUGGAGCUAUUGUCUAAUGGUUGGAGUUUUGACACUUUUCUUGAUAACCCAUCUUUCCCCUCCUCUAACACCCUCUUUGGUGCAUUUUCAGCACCAUUAGACCGCAGAUUUGAAUGCCCUUUCACCAAUGAACUACCACCAUACCCAUUUCCCGAUGCCUUCACAAUGCCAUUGCCAGACCUUCAACCUGGCAACGAUCAUCCCUCACCUCCACUUCCACCCACACUCGAGGAUGCAGAUAUUGCCUUUUAUCACAACAACAAUAACAACUUUCAAGAAAUCAAGACUGUCUGCAAAGUUGAAGAACAUGGUGUUGAGAAUCCACAACCCACAGAGAUUCCACUCUUCAACACAGCCAUGUCUGAUGAUGGAGAGAGAAAACACAAGUCCAAAAAGCUAGAGGGACAGCCCUCAAAGAAUCUCAUGGCAGAAAGGAGGAGAAGAAAGCGUCUCAAUGACCGUCUUUCCAUGCUUAGGUCAAUAGUCCCCAAGAUCAGCAAGAUGGACAGGACCUCUAUUCUUGGGGAUACUAUAGAAUACAUGAAAGAGCUUUUGGAAAGGAUUGGCAAGUUGCAAGAAGAGGAGGUGGAAGAGGGCUCAAGUCAGAUUAAUCUGUUGGGCAUUUCAAGGGACCAACUCAAACCAAAUGAAGCAAUUGUAAGAAACUCCCCCAAGUUUGAUGUUGAAAGGAGAGACCAGGACACUAGGAUCAGCAUUUGUUGUGCCACAAAGCCUGGAUUGCUACUAUCAACCGUCAAUACAUUAGAAGCAUUGGGCCUUGAGAUUCAGCAAUGUGUUGUAAGCAGCUUCAAUGACUUUUCAGUGGAAGCAUCUUGUUCUGAGGUAGGUGAACAGAGAAAUAGCAUUAGCCCUGAGGAGAUAAAACAAUCACUAUUCAGAAAUGCUGGGUUUGGUGGGAAAUGUCUGUAGGAGAAAGAUGGAAAAUUGAUAAAACAAUUUGCAGAUGGUGUUAAAGAAGCAACUUUCCUUCUUUAGUUUGUAAUAUAUGGAAUUAGUGAAGUAGAAGUUUUAGUGAGAUUCAGAAUAAGCUGGUUUUGAUUGACGAUUUUCUUCUUUAAGCCACACCCUGUGUUUUAA